Molecule: messenger RNA, 4055 nt
Organism: Trematomus bernacchii (emerald rockcod)
Lineage: Eukaryota; Metazoa; Chordata; Actinopteri; Perciformes; Nototheniidae
Gene: apln
Product: apelin
Exons: 3
Coding region: 515-742 (75 amino acids)
Biological process (GO): signal transduction
Molecular function (GO): apelin receptor binding; hormone activity
Source: RefSeq, a predicted model, not a curated record
GAUACAUAAGCCACAUGACCAACUAGACUCAUACAAACGCACGGAGGGACGCACACUUGGACAGACAGACCUGCAGGCUGACUUCCAGCACAUUCACAGCUCCACUGAACUUGGCUCAGGCUGCCGUUUUUUUACUGACAGAAGAAAAGAAGAAACACACACACACCUCUGUGGGAGAGCUCAGAUAAAGACGUGCCUUCGGUCUUGGAGUGGCGCUGUCACACACACUGAUAUACAAAUACGCAUUUAGACAAACACACAGCCACAGCCAGGGAGCCACCACACACAUAUUCCCACUAACUGACACACUCACUUCUCACACACAGGAGAGCAAACAGUCUCUCUCUCUCUCUCUCUCUCUUUCUUGCUCGCUCAGCUGCUCUCUCUCCCUCUCCCUCCCAUCCACACACACACACACACACGCACACACACACACAUACACACACACACACACACACACACCACUACAGUAUAUCAGCGAGUGACUAGCGGAGAGCCAGAGGGGAGUGCAGAAAUGAAUGUGAAGAUCCUGACGCUGGUGAUUGUGCUCUUGGUGUCUCUGCUGUGUUCUGCCAGUGCUGGUCCCAUGGCCUCCACAGAACAUGGCAGAGGGCUGCAACAGGCGGCCACAGUCAGAAAAAUUGUCCAGCAAAACCCUGGGAGGGGUAGCCACAGACCAGCCGGCUGGAAGAGGAGACGCCCACGACCACGUCUUUCCCACAAGGGGCCCAUGCCGUUCUAGAGCAAGGCACUGCUUUGAGCGCCCUCCCCCAGGUUCUGAUUUCUAUGCUCUUCCUUUGCCUUGGGGGGCCUUGCAAUGAAGGGCCUACGCUUGCCCAGCCUGAAGAGUGAUGUCCAUAGCACCUGCUGGUUCUUCAAGCAACUCUUGUCCACAAAAAAAUCAGGACAAGCCGCUCACCCUCAGCUCUAGGAGGAUUUGGGGGGCAGGGAAAGGGGGUUGGGGGGGGGGUAUGGAGCCCGAGCUAUCAGACUCUAUUUCUCUGUCUCUCUCUUUCUCUUACUCUCACUCCCUCGCUACUUAUCUAUCUCUGUCUUCUCCCAAGUGUUUUUUUUUUUUUUUUUCACAUUUUCUAUCAUUUGCUUAAUAGAUCUCAAUCAUAGAGUGUCUCACACACUUUGCAUGACAUGUGGUGGAGAGGGAGCCCGGUCAAAACAAUCUGAGUCUUAAAGCAUCUGUCAUUUCUCCACGGUGUGUUAUUCCCAUCCCUCAGAUCCAAGGUUACUUCAGCCGCAGAUUUCAUUGCUGUGUAGCUACUUAACAGCUUUACUAGUGGCAGAGGGCGCUGGUUAUGUGGAAGGGCAGGGUCCGUUUAAUAGUUGACGAUAGUAGGUUCACUUAUUGUUCUCUGGAUGUCUGCUGCAAGAAGGAAUUCAAAGUUGAAAUUGGAGGACAUUUGAUGACACUAUAUUAAUCACUUAAAGAUCAUUUUUAAUAGUGCUUUGUACCUCCUAACACAUUCUACAUGCAGAUUGGACUAAAAGAGAGCACCUAUUGUCAUACAAUCCAUUAAAGUGACUAAAUAAUUAUUUCAUUUAGGAGAUUCUUAAUCCAAAGCUAUUUUGGUGUUUCUCAUUAACACCUUGGGGGGUUUACUGACACGCUCAAGGUUACUGUAACAUAGCCCACCUUGGAUGAGUCUUUUGACCCCAUAUCCCAAUCCUGUGCCCAACCCCCAGCCUUCUCCCCACACUGCUGCCCUGCGCGGCUGCUCUUCACGACUGUUAACUGGCAGGGGAAGUCUGCUCCACCGACGGGCUGCCUUGCCUUUUAAUGAAGUGCCAAAUAAUAACCUUCUCCACAAUGCUGCCAGAAACGAAGGAAUAAAAGGUUAGGGAGAAACACAUUACCUCUUGUUUAAAGUCUCAAUACACUGACACAUUAUGCAUUUUACAUUUCUGCAAACAGAAAUCCCACGUGAGACAAUGUUAGCAAGGAGGACAGUUAAUUAGACCCAAAAAAAGGAAGGAGAAGAAACAGCUAAUAUCAGCUCAGUUAAUAUUCCACCACGAUCAGCCUACCAUUAGUGCUCUGGCUGUUUUAAUAUUCAGCAUAAGGCUGGUUUGACCCUUUGACCGAAAUCUUUCACCAACGAAAUGCUAUGCCUUUCCAUCAUACUGGAAUAUAUUACUGUUUAGGUUUAUUCCUGUGUUUAAGUAGUUGUAUUUCUUUUUUCUCAGGGUGCUGUGAUAGAAGCUUGUACUAGAGCAGUCUAUUUUGUGCAUUUAUUUAACAAAACACAAACAUACAGUACAUUAAAAGCAUAUAUGAGCAUAUUUUCGUAUAUUUCCUUACUCUCCCUCUAUGUAUUCAACAAUAUAGCCAUGUAUCCAGAUUCAGUCGUUUCUAGUCAUCAUCCUUUCCCUACAUUAUGUUGGGUACAGUUGCCUUUCUAGUCUGCCCUACCACAGCACAGGUGGUCGUGGCUUUGAUCAUUACGCUCAUUAAAUCCUGGAGUUAAUCUUUCUCAGAUGGAUCUCCCCAAGGCUGGCCGGGGCCACUUAGUCUGAGCUCAUUGUUAAAUUGGCUUAGACUGAAACCACACCCUUCCCCCUUGUCCAAUCCUCAAACCCCGCUGAUUCAGUGUGUUAACAUUGUAACAUAUUAGGACUGUAACCUGUAGAGCAGCCACCAUCGUUCUUUGUGUGUUAGGUGUGCCGGAGCAACUUCAGAGUUGUUGUUUUUAACUAAGAUAUUAGUUGAAAUUCUGUCCACUGCGAUCCAAUCAGUACACACUCCUGUUUCAAGCAACUGGCAGGUUAACCUAGAUAUUUCAAACACCUUUCCCUCUCGCCAUGUCUCAUGCAAAUAUUAUAAUAAAUAGUGGAGUCUUCUCAGCCCCAGAAUGAGAAGCUUUUAUUAAGAGAGCAUCUUAAAUCACAGUGGUAAUCCACCCAGCCAAGAUCACCUUGAUUAAAAAUGUAUUAAAUCCUUGGGCACUGUGAGGAGUAAUAAUUUCAGUUUCACCAUUAUUUUUUCAUACCCUCUCAGACAGAGAUGUAGAUUUCAUUAAUGCUCCACGGGAGAGAGACAGCUUGGCUCAGGAUGUCUCAUGUAUUAUUGGAGAAGAUAGUAGGAAGAUAUGAGCUGGGGAUAAAAGUUCUAAGCCGCUGGAGUUUGGAUGCUGGAAGUAGACUGGGUCAUGUUAAGGGGUUCAAAUCAAUAUUUCCCCAUCUCAGAAGUUAUUGUUACGGAGCCGAGCAACGUCUGUAACCGCACUGUUCUUCAUGAAUGUAUCCUCACCAUCUGCACCAGCCAUGCUGCCCUUUCAGAGACCAGAGCAAACCUAUGUUUAUGUAAAAUACUCUUUUUAAUCUUGGUCUGGUUAUUAGUUAAUUCCAAAAAUAAUUCAAAAGCCAAAUAUCCCACUGAUCCAAAGCCUCCGGUGUCAACUAGUCCCAACUAAUAGACGUGGCUUUGCUCCAAGACUUCUCUGUUUGGGUUUGCAAGGCUGCACUUUUGCAAUUCCAUUAUGCUGCUGGAGAAAUACACCCUGAAAACAAGAGUCUCUUGGUAUGGAAUGGUUUUCCAGUGUAUUGUGACAAUUUUUUUUGUCUGAUUCUUGUCUAGCUGGUUGUCCAAAGCUUACUUUUUUAAAUACAGUGUGAAAAGCUGUAUGUUUUGUGGAUGUAACAAAAUAGAAAAGUAGUCUGCAGCACAAUGUCGUGGACACGUGAAAGCUUUCAGGCAUUCUUUUUUUCUAGAUCAUAGCCCACAGCCCUCCCCUGCACAUCAGGUUAAUGGGCCUUGUGGUGUGGAAGGACAAGCACGUCCAGGCUCAAACUGAAAUGGUAAACCAAUACAUUAUGCUCGGGGAGCAAAACCAUUUUCCUUAAUGGUCUUUUCCAGCAAGGCUUACACAAGAGAAACGAUUCCUAUCCUCUCAAUGUUUCCUCUCUAGUUCCUCUUCUCUGUGACCAUCACAAGGCCUGAGUAAUGUUCCUAUGCACUUGUUAGCAUGUUUUCCUGGUAGAAAAAUGUUUGUUCUGAAAACUUGCCCCUUUGUGUUUAGUUAUUUUUGUCCAAAUGCAUUUGG